This is a messenger RNA of Vollenhovia emeryi, 1675 nucleotides long. Its product is annotated as intraflagellar transport protein 52 homolog. Gene Ontology annotation, biological process: cilium assembly; intraciliary transport. Gene Ontology annotation, cellular component: intraciliary transport particle B; centriole; cilium. The record is from RefSeq and is a predicted model, not a curated record. The transcript is spliced from 6 exons. Bases 323 to 1585 code for a protein of 420 amino acids. NCBI's taxonomy places the organism in Eukaryota, Metazoa, Arthropoda, Insecta, Hymenoptera, Formicidae.
UGAGCCAAACGCGCAGUUUAUAUAUUAUGCUGCCACCAGGGAGAAGCCUGAGAGCAGAGAGAAAACUGAGAACGGCCACCGGUAGAACAGAUGCGCCCCCUGACAAAGUGGACGUCAACCGAACCAACUCUUUCAGAGGGCGCAGCUGUUUCUAAUGUCGAUAAUUCAGUGUAUGUAUUCGACGGUUGUCAUUGGUUGUCAUUGGUUGUCAUGGCGACGACGCGACCAAAUAGAAAAUAUUUUCACGUGCACAUUUCGACAAUUAGCGAGUGGAACGUCCUCAUGUCGCAUAGUCUCUCGAGCCGAUUUCCAAUAACAGAGAAUGAGCGCAACUCUCGCCGCCGGCGACGCUAGCGAAAGCAAUAUUAUUUUUGACGUGUCGAAAAAUGAAAGGAAAUUAAAUGACGAAUUUAAAAUACUUCAGCGGAAACUGAAAGCAAAGUGGAAGUUUGUCGAGAAUAACCAAGUGAUAUCGCAAGAAUCAUUGGCAAACGCCAAGAUCCUGGUGCUGCCAGGGCCGCUGAGUAAAUUUACCGAGCUUGAGAUGAACUCUAUUAGAACUUAUUUAAAUUCCGGUGGCAAUGUUCUUGUCACGCUCGAGGAAGGUGGCGAGAACAAGUCCAAUACAAACAUCAAUUUUUUGCUAGAAGAAUUCGGUAUAAUGGUUAAUAACGACAGUGUAGCUCGCAUGAGUUAUAGUCAAACGAUGCAUCCUAAAGAAUCUCUAAUCUCCCAAGGCUUAUCAAACAAGUCGAUAUUCCUCAAGAAUCACGAUGAAUACAUUGGUAUGAAAUUUUUGUAUCCUUACGGGGCAACGUUAAAUGUGGUGCAACCGUCUGUUGUUGCUUUAUCCAGCGGGUCAAUUGCUAUUCCAAUGAAUAGGCCAAUCUGUGCGUAUCAUUGCGUAAAAAGCAGUAAUGGCAAGCUCGUUGUAUUAGGUUCGUCCAGAAUGUUGACGGAUACCUACAUAGAAAAGGAGAGUAAUGAUGCGUUGCGGGAAAUGAUUUUUGACUUUUUUGAGCUAAAUGUCACGGACACAAUGGAUGUUCAUACGGAUGAUAUAGAAUUUUGGGAGUACAACUUUGUACCAGACAUAACGCAGCAGGCUGAAAAUCCAAAAGUUUGCACGCAAGAUUUAGAUAACAUUGACAUACCUCGCGAAUACACCAAGUUAUUUAAUCAUCAUCUUUAUUCUAUAAACUUAAACAUGAUACCAGCCUGCAUAAAAGCGUACGAAGCUUUAGGAGUAAAACACGAGCCACUUACUCUAAUUCCACCCCAUUUUGAAGCACCUUUGCCUCCCACGCAAGCUUCGGCGUUUCCUCCAAGCUUCCAAGAAUUACCUCCACCUGCUUUGGAGCUGUUUGAUCUAGACGAAGCUUUCAGUUCUGACUUACUAAAAUUAUCACAACUUACCAACAAAUAUACCGCGACGAAGGAGCUGUCGGAUGACAAAGAAUUAGAUCAUUAUAUCAGAGAAUUUGGAAGUAUAAUAAGGAUAAACAAUUCCAACACACACACCGCUAAAGAAGUAUUAAAUUUUGUCUUUCAAAAAAUCUGCAGUUAUAAGGCGAUGCACGAUUGAAAUUUUUGUAUAGAAAAAUGUUGUAAUUUAUCGUAAAUAGCUCAUUUUCUAUACUAGUCGAUUAUUUAAUAAAUGAAGGAGACAAUUGUA